Messenger RNA from Cicer arietinum (chickpea), 2149 nucleotides. RefSeq names its product galactoside 2-alpha-L-fucosyltransferase-like. The record is from RefSeq and is a predicted model, not a curated record. Gene Ontology annotation, molecular function: galactoside 2-alpha-L-fucosyltransferase activity. Gene Ontology annotation, biological process: xyloglucan biosynthetic process; cell wall biogenesis. NCBI's taxonomy places the organism in Eukaryota, Viridiplantae, Streptophyta, Magnoliopsida, Fabales, Fabaceae. Gene Ontology annotation, cellular component: membrane; Golgi apparatus.
UUCCACCGAUCUAAAUUCAAGGAAUCCCAAAAUGUUGUAUUCUCUGUGAUGCAGCAUUAAGACCGUGUUUGGGUGAACCAUCAAAUGCAAGAAUCAAUUAAUCUAAUAUCGAACAUGAAGAGGCUUCAUAGUAGGAAUCACGACGAGGAAGAACUCAAGUCGGAGUCGUACAAUCGCUCUUCUUCAAUUUCCAAUAGAAAAUGUUCUCUAUUUACUUCCACGCGCUUCGCUUCUCUCUUUCUCCUCACUCUCUUUCUCUUCUCUCUCUCAUUCAUUCUUCCACAUUCUCCAUCAACAAUAACAACUACUUCUCUCCUUCAACUCAAACAAACUCAACAACAAGGCUUGAACAUUGGUGCCUCUGAUUCUGCUGAGUUCCUAAAAGAUACACUACUUGGUGGACUUCUAGCAGCUGGAUUUGAUGAAAGAUCCUGUCUCAGCAGGUAUCAUUCAGUUAAAGGACUAUCAGGGAAUCCAUCUCCUUACCUCAUUUCUAGAUUACGAAAAUACGAAGCUCUCCACAAAGAAUGUGGACCUUAUACCAAAUCCUAUAAUAAAACGGUGAAAGAUCUCCGUUCUGGUCUUUUAAGUGAGUCUCCAGAUUGUAAAUAUGUAGUAUGGAUUUCAUAUAGUGGGUUAGGAAACAGGAUAUUGACCUUAGCUUCUGCAUUUCUUUAUGCUCUCCUCACGAACCGUGUUCUUUUGGUUGAUCCUGGAGUUGAUAUGGUUGAUCUCUUUUGCGAACCGUUUCCAGAUGUUUCCUGGUUUCUCCCUCCUGAUUUCCCUCUCAACAGUCAAUUACAAAGUUUCAAUCAGAAAUCUGAUCAAUGUCACGGGAAAAUGCUGAAAAAUAAAUCAGUUACAAAUUCCAAAGUGCCUUCUUUUGUCUACCUUCAUCUGGCCCAUGAUUAUGAUGACGAGGAUAAGCUUUUCUUCUGCGACGAAGACCAAAAAUUUCUUCACAAAGUACCAUGGUUAGUGAUGAGAACCGAUAAUUACUUUACUCCAUCACUAUUCUUGAUGCCGUCUUUUGAGCAUGAGCUCAGUAAUCUCUUUCCAAACAAGGAAACAGUUUUCCAUUUCUUAGGAAAAUAUCUGUUCCACCCCACAAACAAAGUUUGGGGACUUGUUAUUAGAUACUAUGAAGCUUAUUUAACUAAUGUUGAUGAGAGAGUAGGGAUCCAGAUAAGAGUUUUUGACACUAGACCAGGUCCAUUUCAACAUGUAUUGGAUCAAAUAUUAGCUUGUACUUUGAAGGAGAAUCUUUUGCCUAAUGUUGUGAAGAAGCAUGAUAUACCUAGUUCAUUUGGAAAAUUUAAGUCGAAAGCAGUACUAAUGACAUCCUUAAGCUCUGGUUAUUUCGAAAAAGUAAGAGACAUGUAUUGGGAAUUUCCAACAGUGACCGGGGAAGUUGUUGGAGUUUAUCAACCAAGCCACGAGGGACACCAACAAACUGGGAAGCAAAUACACAACCAGAAAGCUUGGGCGGAAAUGUAUCUGUUGAGUUUAACCGACGUGUUGGUCACUAGCUCAUGGUCUACUUUCGGCUAUGUUGCGCAGGGGCUUGGAGGUUUGAAACCAUGGAUACUAUACAAACCUGAGAAUGAAACAGCUCCUGAUCCUCCUUGUCAACAUGCGAUGUCAAUGGAGCCGUGUUUUCAUGCUCCUCCAUUCUAUGAUUGCAAGGCGAAGAGAGGAACUGAUACAGGUGCACUUGUUCCACACGUAAGGCAUUGUGAAGAUAUGAGCUGGGGUCUUAAGCUUGUAGACAAUUAAUGGUUAGCUCAUGAAUACUAUUUUGACAGUCAAAACUGGCUUAGAAGUCUAGAAAAUUUAGUUGUACGAUAAAAUUAGUUAUUGAUUUCAAAUUUAUCUAGUUUUCCACUAUUUUUCAGUUAAUUGAGUAGUGCAUGGUAUAUUGAUUAGCAUCUUAAGGUUAUUAGAGUUAUCUUUCUUUCAUAUUGAAUAAUAUUUCUGUUCUGUUAAAUAUAGUUCAAUAGGAUCCUUUGAUCCUCUCCAUUUGGCGAGGAAAUGAAGAUCUCCAUUUGCUGUCAUUAUAAAAAAAUUUAAAUGGUAGAGAUUUAAUCUUUAUUAAUCAACUACCAAUUGUAAUAAUAUAAAUAAGAAAUGGUUAUGUUGUGUUCUACUA